This is a messenger RNA of Polyodon spathula (Mississippi paddlefish), 3589 nucleotides long. RefSeq names its product enhancer of filamentation 1-like. Lineage: Eukaryota; Metazoa; Chordata; Actinopteri; Acipenseriformes; Polyodontidae. Gene Ontology annotation, cellular component: cytoplasm; plasma membrane. Gene Ontology annotation, molecular function: protein binding. Bases 284 to 2707 code for a protein of 807 amino acids. The transcript is spliced from 7 exons. Gene Ontology annotation, biological process: cell surface receptor protein tyrosine kinase signaling pathway; cell migration. The record is from RefSeq and is a predicted model, not a curated record.
GGAGGGGACUAGUCAGUCUGGCCAAUGGUGGCAUGAUUAUGUAAACGAGCUCAGCCAGUUGACCAGGAGUAAUGAAAUCGCUUGGAUCAAAUACUCCAGUGACCUCGUUGAAGUGUCUGGAACUAGGAACUUGUCUCAGACGAAGUGCAUCUUGGAGAAAACGUAAAUUCUGUGCUCGGCUUACAUUAGUAAAGAAAUUGAGCACCAGGUCUCAGAUGUCGUCUCUGUGAUUACCAAAGCGGAUAUUUAAAAAAAUAAAAAAUAAAACCCACAGCCAUUCACGAUGAAGUAUAAAAACCUGAUGGCAAAAGCCUUGUACGACAAUGUACCAGAAUCCCCUGAAGAGCUGGCAUUCCGCAAAGGAGACAUCCUGACUGUGAUUGAGCAGAACACUGGAGGCCUCGAAGGAUGGUGGCUCUGCUCUCUGCAUGGCCGACAAGGCAUCGCCCCGGGCAACCGCUUGAAACUCCUCAUAGGGCCCAUGUUUGACAGCCAGUCCCCCAACCAGACACCCACACCCCAGUCCUCCCAGAAUCAGGGUUGUCCGGCACCCAUCACACAGAACUCCUCCUUCAAAGACUCUGUUUACCAAGUGCCUCCAUCUCAUCAGAACCAACAGAGCAUCUACCAGGUGCCCCCCAGCCACCGCCCAGUUGGCAAAGAUAUAUACCAAGUGCCUCCCUCUAUUCAGAGGAGCAUCUGGGGUACGGAUGGACCUUCCAGCAAGGUGGUCACCCCAGUCCGGAUUGGACAGGGCUAUGCCUAUGAGUCUCCCUCCCAAUAUCAGCAGGAUGUGUAUGACGUGCCACCCAUUCGAUCACAUGAUGUGUAUGACAUCCCUCCAAGAAUGCAAAAGGGCCCUGACCAGAUGGGAGAUCCUCGGGCUCAAGGAGUCUAUGAUAUCCCCCCUUCAACACAUGGGGUGUAUUCUGCCCCCCUUCAAAGAGAGGGUAACUACGAUUUUCCACCAGCAAUGAGGAAUAAACCUGAAGGAGUAUAUGAUGUACCGCCUCCCAGCAUUAAACCACAGGGAGAGUCCAACUAUGAUUUUCCACCAAGUUCUGACAUGGCGCCACGCAACAACAAAGGCAUCUACGACAUCCCACCCCCCCACUUGCUUGGUCACCAACUUGGGGCCCAGAAGGAUGUGUACGAUAUUCCUCGAGGGAUGCAACCCCCUGGAAAGCAAAAAGCUGCUGGAGACAGGCUAGCCCCAGAGAAGGGAGAAGGCAUAUAUGAUGUACCCCCUCAGGUUUUGCAAGAUUCUAAAGGUUUACAUGAUGUGAUCGAUGGGAUGAACAGGUUGUCUUUCUCCAGCACAGGAAGUGCAAGAAGCAACAUGUCAACCUCCUCCACCACCUCCAAAGAGUCAUCAGUCUCCACUACCCCUAUACAGGAGAAGAAACUCCUUUUAGACUUAGACACAGCCAUCCAAAGGGUUUCCUGGCUUCAGCAGAGUAUCGAGUCGUCUGUCUCGGGUCUCAUGGGUUAUGUGGCCCCCAACUGGAGGUCCUACGAAUAUAUGGAGAAGCACAUGAAUGAGAUUCGUGCAGCUGUAAACAAAAUCAAGCAAAACUUGACAGAUUUUUUAAAUUUCAGCAAAGGGGCGACAGCCAAUGCAUCAGGCCUAUCGGACCUCAUCCUGUACACCAAAUUUAAAAAGCAGCUUCAGAGACUGGAGGAUUCUAACCAAAUCCUUACGCAAACCAGUCAUGCCCUGGAUGGCUGGAGCUGGUCCAUAAAUAUAUUGGCUACCAAUAAGCCACACAACAAAUGUGAUGACCUGGACCGGUUCAUCAUGGUGGCAAGGACAGUUCCGGACGAUGUCAAGCAGUUGGCAUCCUCCAUCACCACUAGCGCUGAGCUCCUGUUUCAAAGAUCCCCAUGCGGCUUGAGUUCUAUUAGUGUCAUUGAUCCAAGAGCUGAAGAUAAAAACUCAGUAGACUACAUUUAUAAUAGCCCACAGCCACACCUGGGAAAAGAGGACAAUACAGUCGUCCAGAGCAGGGCUUUGUCUGGUCUGCCUGAUACUGACCAAAAGUCAAACAGCAUCGCUGAGAAAUGUGUGAAGAGCUGGAUGGAAGAUUAUGACUACGUCCAUCUACAGGGAAAAGAGGAAUUUGAGAGGCAACAAAAAGAACUUUUAGAGAAAGAGAACAUCAUCAAACAGAAGAAGAUACAGCUGGAACAGGAACAGCUUAAUCAGUUCAAACAGCUGGAGAAAGAGGUUAUCAAGCCUGUAGAAAAUGACAUGUCUACGUGGAGCGCAUCCCAGAACAUUCCCCAGACGAACAGUGGCCAGUGUGCUAAGGACAAGCAGUUGCUUUUCUUCUAUUCUGAGCAGUGCGAGACCCACUUUGUUACACUUCUGAACGCCAUUGACGCCUUCUUCAGCUGCAUUAGUGCAGGCCAGCCUCCCCGAAUCUUUGUUGCUCACAGCAAGUUUGUCAUUCUCAGUGCUCACAAACUCGUGUUUAUCGGGGAUACCUUGUCUAGACAGACCUCCACUUUGGAGAUCAGGAAUAAAGUUAUGAACUGCAGCAACAUCCUGUGCGAACAUCUAAAAUCAAUUGUGUCAUCUACCAAAAUGGCUGCCCUGCACUACCCCAGCACAGUAGCUGUGCAGGACAUGGUGGACAGGGUAACGGAUCUUUCCCAUCAUGCACAGCAAUUUAAGCUGCAGCUGCUACAAAUGGCAUCUAUGUAAAAUAAAAUACAAAAAAACAGACUUUGUGACUUUUAAACUUUCUUCUGGAAAGAAGCACCAAUACAUUGUAGUAAUAUGUUGUACAUAUUUAGUGUAUAUAUAUUUUGUCUAGUGUUUUUGCUGAAGGUAACUUGGCAGAACUAUUUUGAUGCUUUAAACAAAAGAAAAGAACAUUUAUUUUUACAGUACGAUGACGUGUCUCAACAUUCCACUCCAUUGGUAUUCAUAUUAAGCACCUUAUGAAGUAUUCAUCAGAAAUAUUCAAUCAGCAGAUGUAUAUCUUGGUUGAAUUAAAUGUCAUAUUUUACUGGUAAUACACGCCUCUAUAAAGUAUGUUUCAUGGUAACUUAUGUAAAGAAUCAGAAAGCUGUUUGCCUUCUGUGCUUUUUAUUAUAAUGUUAUGAAUUAAAACAAGAUGAAGGGUGUAUACAUGAUACCAAGUCAUGAUGUGUUCUUGCUAUGAGUAAUGAUGACUCUUCAUUGAUGAAAUUGGGGUUUCAAGAACUAAACAAGUAGUUUGCUUUAUAUCUCAAUCGUUAAGGAGAAGCCUAUGUUUCAACCAGCAUAACUAGAAGUGGCAUACAGGUAAUAAAUGCUGAGGUGGAUUCAAAGCUUCCUUUAAAUGUGUAUAUUUUGUUCAGUACCCAAUGCUUAUUAUAUCAGGGUCUUUAUUUCAUCUGUUUUCCAUGAGUUUUAGAUAUUUUAUUAGAGCUUAGUUUUUGUACAUAUUGAUAUUAUAUAUUUUUUGUCUGGAAAGAUUUUGUUAUGUUUUUUUUUUGUUUUUUUUUACACUGUUUUUAUUUUGUAAUCUAACUGAACAUGGUGGACAUGUGACUUGCCGAAGUUGUGCAAAGGGGUCGGAUUGGGAAGUAAAAGGACAGU